This is a messenger RNA of Eimeria maxima, 2724 nucleotides long. RefSeq lists its product as hypothetical. Bases 1 to 2724 code for a protein of 907 amino acids. Lineage: Eukaryota; Apicomplexa; Conoidasida; Eucoccidiorida; Eimeriidae. The record is from RefSeq and is a predicted model, not a curated record. The transcript is spliced from 3 exons.
AUGGGCAGCACAACUGCUGUCUUCGUGCCUUUCCUCCCUGCAGCAGAACCACCACCACCAACAGCAACCGCAGCAGCAGCAGCAGCAGCUGCUGCUGCUGCUGCUGCUGCAAAGAACCGCAGAAAGCUUAAGCAUGAGCUGCUGCGAGUUAAGGACCAACAAGAGAGACUCAAGGAAGAGAGGAGAGCCUUGCUCAAGGCAGAUGCUGCACGUCGUGCUGCUGCUGCUGCUGCUGCUGCUGAUUCCCAACGGAGACAAGCAGCAGCAGCAGCAGCAGCAGAUAGAAAUGUUCAGCAGCAAGAAUGGGAGACACGUGAGGUUCAUCAGCACGUACAACCACCACAGCGUAACCAGCAACAGCAGCUGCUGCAGCUGCAGCAACACCAGCAGCCGCUGCAACACCAGCAGACGCUGCAACACCAGCAAGAGGAGCAGCAGCAGCAGCAGCAGCAGCCGCUGCUGUUGCUGCAGGAUCCAUGUGUUGCUGCUUGUCGCAGCAACAAUUUUAAAAGGAUGGAAGGGCUUUAUAGAAGCUUGUCUAGCAGCAAGUUAGGGGACCGCGCCCUGCUGCAGCAGCAGCAGCAACUGCAGCAGCAGCAGCACGAAGCCACUGGAUCGUCUAUCAGCAGCAGCGAUAGGCUGACAGCUGUCUCCUCAGCAUCAGCAGUUGAACCAGGUGUUGCUGCUGCUGCUGCAGCUGCUGGUGCUGCUGCUGCUGCUGCUGCAGCAGCAACAGCAGCAGCAUUAGACUCUCCACUUUGCCCGCCAGGGUACUACCCAAAUGAAAACAGCAGCAGCAGCAGCAACAUGCUGACAGCAGCAAGGCCACAAAAGGAGACAGCAGAGGAAAAGGAGACAGAGGGGACAGAGGAAACUGAUGUAGGCAUAAAGCCUGAUCAUCCUGCUGCAUUUGCCCCCCCUGUGUCUCAGCAGCAGCAGCAGCAGCAGCAGCAGGGAGCAAGCUCAACAGAGGUGGUAGAGCAGCUGCAUCGUGCUGUCUUAGCUUGCAGCUGCACAGCAGCAGAAAGGAGACAGCUGCAGCAGCUGCUGCAGCACCUAGAGAAUAUACAAAGGCAACCGCAGCAAGCGCAGCAGCAGCAGCAGCAGCAGCAGCAGGGGUCCUCCACUGGGAACAGUAGACAGGGGGGCCCACACAAGGACCCAGCAAGCGGGCAGGAGGGGCCCCAACAAACCAGUGAGGGUACUCAGUGUCAUACGUCGGGGGAAAAAGCAAGUGCAGCAGCAGCAGCAACAGCAGCAACAGCAACAGCAGCAGCACCAGCACCAGCACCAGCAGCAGCAGCAACGAGAGAUGAGUGUAAGUGUUCACUGCCAGCAGCAACAGCAGCACAGCAGUUGUGCUGCUGCUGCUGGCAGCAACCUCUCCCUCCUGCUGCUCCACGCUGCUGCUGCGCUGCAGCAGCAGCAAAUGUUGAGGGGCCCCACGAAGAAACUGCCCUUUAUUUCCCCUGCAGCUGCAGCUGCAACUACAGCAGCAGCUGCUGCAGCACCAGUUGCUGCAGCAACAGCAGCGGCAGCAGCAUGCGUUAUUGCUGCUGCCCUCCCCACACACAUUGUCCUGUGUUGGGGCUGGAUGAUACUCGCCUCCCUCCCUGUUGUUGCAUGCGCAGCAAGACACAGCAGCAGCAGCAGCAGCAGCAGCAGCAGCAGAUUCUAUCGGAUAUAGACAGCUAUAGCCGAUUAAGGGGGGACUGUGGGGGCCACGAAGUGUUAGGUUGUUCGUACGUGCAACGCUGCUGCUGUCCCAGCAGCAUCAGCAGCAACUGCAGCAGCAGCAGCAGCAUGAGGCUAUACAAGCUACAUCACGAGCAGCUGGCUGCUGCAGCGGCUUCUUGCUGCUGCUCCUUUAGCAGCAGCAACUGCUCAACAGCUAAUAGUACAAGCGAAGUAACAGCAGAUGGGGGGACCCCAGACACGUCAGGGGACCCUUUGCUGCUAGAGUGUGAGCAGCAGCAGCAGCAGCAGCAGCAAGAAGAGCCGCAGCAGCAGCAGAAGCAGCGGGGACGGAAGCAGCAAAAACUGGCAGGCAAAGGCCACUCCCACUCUGCAGAGAAAGACUGGAAAAGCAGCACUAGCAGCAGCAGCAGCACCAGCUGCAGCAGCAGCAACAGCAGCAGCAGCAGCACCAGCUGCAGCAGCAGCAACAGCAGCAGCAGCAACAGCAGCAACUGCAACAGCAGCAGCAGCAGUAACAGCAGUAGCAGCAGCAAUUGCAGCAGCAGCAAUGACAACUGCAGCAGCAGCAGUAGCAACUGCAGCAGUAGCAACUGCAGCAGCAGCAGCAGUAGUAGUAACUGCAGCAGCAGCAGCAGCAACUGCAGCAGCAGCAGCAAAAGCACGCAUGUGGUUGGUUCUCUAGGGCAACGAAUUGAGGCGAUUGCUGCCCCCGUUAAAGAAAUGCUAGCCAGAAACUACGCCAAGCAGCAGCACGCAGCAGCAGCAACACCUGCUGCUGCUGCUGCUUCGAGCACAUGUGUACCAAGCCACUGGGCCAGAAGUAGCAGCAGCAGCAGUAAGAGCCAUUGCAGCAGCAAUAGCAGCAACAGCAGCAGCAGCAGUCGAAGCAGCAGCAGCAGCAGCAGUCGAAGCAGCAGCAGCAGCAGCAGUCGAAGCAGCAGCGGCAGCAGCAGCAGCAGGAGCCGCCGCAGCAGCAGCAGCAGCAAACACAACCACAAACAGCAACUGCAGCAACGAUCGAUGUAG